AAUUACGUUGGACCCGCCUCCCAACUGUAGGAACCCCAGCCCCAUAAUGGGGAAGGUCCCACCAGUGCGAAGGCCCCAUAUGGGGGCCCCUCCCCUAGUGAGGACAUGUACCCCCGAAGAGGAGUCCCCCUGGCCGCUGGCCCCUGCCACCCCACCACUGCUGGACCCAAAGGAGACAACAUUUAUGAAUGGAGGUCAACUAUAUUGGGACCCCCAGGAUCUGUCUAUGAAGGAGGGGUGUUCUUUCUUGACAUUACCUUUUCACCAGACUAUCCGUUUAAACCCCCCAAGGUUACCUUCCGAACCAGAAUUUAUCACUGUAAUAUUAACAGCCAAGGCGUGAUCUGUCUGGACAUCCUGAAAGACAACUGGAGUCCGGCCCUCACCAUUUCUAAAGUUCUCCUGUCCAUCUGCUCUCUUCUUACAGACUGCAAUCCCGCAACAACUAUAGCAGCUUCAUUUUGCAGUUGAGAAAACCGAGGCACGGAGAAGUUAAGUCCUUUGCCUGACAUGACACAGUUAUCGGUGGAACCGAGGUACAAAGGCAGGCAGUCUGGACCCGGAGCGCACCCCCUUUUCCAUCAUACUGGACUGGUUUUGUUUGUGUUUCUUUGAGAAUAUAUGUGUUGUCUUAAGAAAAGGGAGUCAGCAUUUCUUUGCCAUGUGAUUUCUCCCAUACCACCUACCAAACCAAGAGAGAAUGUUCUUUGGCCUUGCAAAUGGAAUCACUGGGCAGCUCGGCCAUCUGCCCCUCGUUCUCCGCUCCCUCUAACCACUUAGCUGCUUCUUACCCCCUUUAGUCUUCUUUUUUCUUUUUUAACAUCUUUAUUGGGGUAUAAUUGCUUUACAAU
This is a messenger RNA of Delphinapterus leucas (beluga whale), 851 nucleotides long. The record is from RefSeq and is a predicted model, not a curated record. NCBI's taxonomy places the organism in Eukaryota, Metazoa, Chordata, Mammalia, Artiodactyla, Monodontidae.